This is a messenger RNA of Momordica charantia (bitter melon), 966 nucleotides long. RefSeq names its product Integrase-type DNA-binding superfamily protein. Gene Ontology annotation, biological process: response to stress; positive regulation of DNA-templated transcription. Lineage: Eukaryota; Viridiplantae; Streptophyta; Magnoliopsida; Cucurbitales; Cucurbitaceae. The record is from RefSeq and is a predicted model, not a curated record. Gene Ontology annotation, molecular function: DNA-binding transcription factor activity; transcription cis-regulatory region binding. Gene Ontology annotation, cellular component: nucleus.
AUGGAAACUUCUUCCACAAAAUCCCCAUUCAAGCCAUGGAAGAAAGGCCCCUCCCGGGGCAAAGGCGGCCCCGACAACGCCUCGUGCGAGUAUCGGGGCGUCCGCCAGCGCACCUGGGGGAAAUGGGUGGCCGAGAUUCGCGAGCCGAAGAAGCGCACCAGGCUGUGGCUUGGCUCCUUCGCCACCGCGGAGGAGGCUGCCAUGGCCUACGACGACGCUGCCCGACGACUCUACGGUCCCGACGCAUAUCUCAACCUCCCACACUUGCUCCCAAACUACAACGAUUCAAAUAACUUUAAACAAGUUGUUAAGAAGUUCAAAUGGGUUCCUUCUAAGAACUUCAUGGCUAUGUUCCCUUGGCCAGGCCAUGGGCGUGGGAAUUUGAUGCUCAAUCUUAAUGCUCAGCCCAGUGUUCAUGUCAUUCACCAGAGGCUUCAGCAGCUUCAAUCCCGAACUCGCCUUCUCUCUUCUUCCUCUUCCCUUCCUUCACCUCCCCCCAAGAAAGUACUCGAAAACAAAGUCAAGGGAGGGAAAGAGAGAGAUGACGAAGCUUCGGUGGGAGAGACAACAGCGUCAACGACAACGGUAAGAGCAUUAGGCGAAGAGAAGCCACAGAUUGAUCUAAACGAGUUUCUACAACAGCUGGGGAUUCUGAAAGAGGAGGAGAAAGUGGGUGAAUCAGAAGGAGAGGAAGCCAUUGGAGGCUGUUCUUUGGGAUCAGAAUCUUGUGAUUUGAAAGAUAAUUACAGUGAAGAACUUGAAGUUUUGAGUGACAAAACCUUCAAUUGGGAUUCCUUUAUGGAGAUGCAAGACAUUAUUGGACAUGAUCAUAAUCAUAAUGGAGGAACUGAUCAUCAAAUUAGAAACUUUCAAGUUUAUGAUUAUGUUAAUUAUUAUGAAGAUGAUCUAAGUUUUCCCACUUCCAUUUGGGAUUUCCAAGAGGAGUAUUCCACUAGAUUUUCAUAA